This is a messenger RNA of Vitrella brassicaformis, 1722 nucleotides long. The record is from the annotation of a GenBank genome assembly. Lineage: Eukaryota; Vitrellaceae.
CCUAGGUGGGUGUGUGUUGCCACGCGCAUGUCUAUAUCACAAAUGUCUGUCUAUCAUCUCACACACAUCACAGUCACAGCAGCUUUAGGUGUCCACACACACUGUCAGCCUCAUCGGCGAGACACGGACCAAUACCCAACACCGUCAGAGAACCGCGGGCUAUCUGAGACACCCAAUGCACACACAUCCAUCCACCCAUCCGUGUGUGUGUUUCCCACCCACCUGUGUGUGUCCGGCGUCGGCAAUGAGGGCCGCCACAAAACCCCGAUCAACGGCAUCUUGCUGCAUGGACACUCAGACAGAGAGAAAGAUACCCAUGCAUAUGGAAAUGCGGUCUUGUUCUCCUUCCCUCUACAGAUGCGUACAGACGUACGCACAUAGAUGUCGAGCAGUUGGUGUUCACUGUCGACGCGCACAGCCACCUUGGUCACACCCGUGUCCUCCCUGUUGGUGGACAUCCACACGCACGAAGAGACAUAGUACCCUGAUGACGUGUAUGUCUCUGUGUGUGUGGCGUGGGCCUACCAGAGUUUCAGGUGCGGGUUUCCUUUCUUGACGGAUAUUUUGUAAGCCUCCACGGCAGCAUGGGCACACUAUACACACGAAUUCGCACACACACGGACACGCGACUCUCCCCAUCCCUUCCAUGUCUCUCCCCGUCCCUCUUACCUGUGCGGCAAUUUUCCCUUUGCCCAUCUUCAGAUCGCUUCUUACCACCAAGACCAUCUUGCACGGCUUCCUACGCGCCCUGGCCACGCUGCUGCUGCUGCUGCUACUGGUGUCACUCUUUGUUGGUGUUCGUGUCUCGCCAUUUGAUGGUGAUGGCAAUGCUUGAACGCGGGAUGAUGGAUGUGACACCAUCUGUGGCCUUGUUCUCAGCUGUGAAGUGGUUCUGCCAGCAAACACACGCCUGGCUGUCUGUGUGGGGCCGUGGUGUGUGCGUAUGUGUGAAUGCAGGCAGCGUGGCAAGGGGGAGGGAGGGAGGGAGGGAGGGAGAAGGUGGAGGAGCGACGGAUGCCUCCAAUAACAACAAUUGGCAAGCAAUGGUUAAGCCUCCAGGACGUCUUGUCCAGAAAUAAAGCACAAAACCUCCAGGCCCAAGCAGGCAGGCAGGCAGGCACACACGAGGGCAAAAAUGGCAGCCACGCGGCCGUCCUCCCCCCAACACAAAUAAAUCUCAUCCAUCCAUCGAAGGACCGGCCGGCCGGCUGCCAUGUCCCUGCCCAUCUCCCGCAGACAUUGCACAAACCUCACUCACUGACUGUACACACACACACAGACAGGCACACAGACAGGCAGACAGACAGACAGCGCUCUAUCUUUCUCUCUCUCUCUCUCUCUCUCUCUCGGUCGGUGAAAAAUCGGCUCUAAACCCUGCCAGCCAGCUUUGGUUGGUAUGUACAGAUAAAACACAGCACAGCCAUUCAUUCGUUGAUUGAUUCAGUCAUCUGCUGUGUGUGGAAGAAUGGCAGGCAAGGCAAAAACUCCCCUCUUCCUUCCUUCCUUCCUUCCUUCCUCGAUCGCUCCUGGCUGUCUGUCUGUGCAGACACAGAUACUCACAGCGAGCGUGCGCACGUCAGUCACGUGUGCAUCCCAUCCAUCCAUCCAUGCAGGCACGCAGGCAGGCAUGCAGCCGUCGCUUCGUUGUGGAGUGGGAGGGUCAAAAUCCAUCCAUCCAUCCAUCCGUCCAUCCACCCACCAUGGAUCAAUCACAACCGUCGC